Messenger RNA from Fusarium sp. VM40, 1053 nucleotides. NCBI's taxonomy places the organism in Eukaryota, Fungi, Ascomycota, Sordariomycetes, Hypocreales, Nectriaceae. The record is from the annotation of a GenBank genome assembly.
AUGACGGCACCAGGCCCCAUUACAACACCACUUACGUCCCUUCUAGGGAUCAAGCACCCCAUAGUCCUGGCCGGUAUGGCUAGGGUAUCAGGCGGUCGCCUUGCAGCAGCUGUAUCUAAUGCCGGCGGUCUCGGUAUAAUCGGUGGCUUCCAGUACACACCCAAUCAACUCCGAGAGAUCCUCGCUGAGAUGAAGGAUAACUUCUCACGACCUGACCUACCAUUCGGAGUCGACCUCGCACUUCCUCAAAUCGGCGGCAACGCACGCAAGACAAACCAUGAUUACACAGGCGGAAAGUUGGAUGAGCUGGUGGACAUCAUCAUUGAUAGCGGCGCCAAGUUGUUUGUCAGUGCAGUAGGCGUUCCACCACCCGAGGUGAUUAAGAGGUUUCACGACAAGGGAAUCCUGGUGAUGAACAUGGUUGGCCAUCCUAAGCAUGCAACGAAAGCCCUCGAGCUUGGAGUAGACAUGGUCUGCGCUCAAGGCGGCGAAGGAGGCGGUCACACAGGAGACGUAGCAAACUCGAUUCUCAUCCCUGCAGUCGCAGACAUUGCUUCAAAAUUUUACCCUCCCCUCCUCAAAGGCCUGCCCGCGCUAGUCCUUGCAGCCGGAGGUAUUUCCUCUGGCCGUAGUCUCGCGAGUUCACUGAUGCAGGGCGCAGCAGGCGUGUGGGUUGGCACGCGGUUUGUCGCCUCGGUGGAAGCAAGCUGCAGCGAGGAGCACAAGAACGAGGUUGUGGCGUGUGGAUACGACGACACGCAGCGAACGCUUGUUAUCUCUGGACGCCCGUUGAGGAUGAAGACGAAUGAGUAUAUCAAGAAGUGGCACGAGCAACCUGACAAGAUCAAGGAGUUGUGUGACCGGGGCGUUGUCCCGAUGGAGCACGACUUUGAGCAGGAGAACGAUUUCGACAUUCCGCAUAUCAUGGGGCAGGUUGCGGGGGCUAUUACCAAGAUACAGCCGGCAGGGGAGAUUGUUGAUGAGAUGGUCAAGGAGGCUGUUGAUAUGCUCAAGUUGGGAGGGUCGUAUUUGACAGCCAUGCCAAAGCUGUGA